Messenger RNA from Aegilops tauschii subsp. strangulata, 795 nucleotides. NCBI's taxonomy places the organism in Eukaryota, Viridiplantae, Streptophyta, Magnoliopsida, Poales, Poaceae. The record is from RefSeq and is a predicted model, not a curated record.
AUGGACGGACGUGAUCCAGCCGCUACAGGUCCAUGGUGGUACCCCGACGACUGCCCUGCCCCUGGCGAGGUCGCGGCCGUUGCAGGAGCCGCCGGCGGCGACGACGACGAGUUCCUCGACAUUGAAUAUCUGCUCGGGAUGGGGUGGGAAGCAGGCGCGCCUGUUUCCUGCGCCCGCUCUUCGCCACCGCGCGCGCCCCCUGAGCCGCCACCUUCCGACGACGUGAUGGCAACGUGGCUCUACCCAAUCGUCAGCGGCGACGAAAAUGCCGGCGACGGCCCGAUGGUGAGGAACGAGCCGUCGGCGAUGGCCGCGGAGACCAAGGGGAAGCUUCCAGCUACGGAGGGCGUGGCCGAUGUCAAGAGGCGAAGGUGCAAGAUCAGUGACAGGCUGAGGACCCUGCAGCAGCUCGUCCCUGGGUGCGAUAAGACUAACCAGGAGUCGACGCUGGACCAGACGAUCAAGUACAUGAAGUCGCUGCAGCAGCAGGUCCAGGCAAUGAUCAUGAGGCAAGCACCAGCAGUGUACCCCACCAUGCACACGGCAUCGGCGCCGGCCGUCAUGGUGCCGCCCGGCGCCGGAGGCCCCGUCCCGCUCCUGCCUGCAGAGAUGGCUCCGUUCGGGGCCAUGCUCCCGUGCCCACCUUCACCUUACCACGCCGUGAUGGCGCCAGCACCGGCGCCGCCGCCGCCAUUGUACCCUCCACAGCCGGCGGCCUCUGCUGCUCCAGAUCCAGGGGCCGCCUCCAUGGAGCAGCAUUACAAUCGGGGGAAAGGGAGGAGGAGAAGAUUGUGA